Corythoichthys intestinalis (scribbled pipefish) is the source of this 7467-nucleotide messenger RNA. It is a transcript of the gene tlk2, whose product is annotated as tousled-like kinase 2. The record is from RefSeq and is a predicted model, not a curated record. Gene Ontology annotation, cellular component: perinuclear region of cytoplasm; nucleus. Gene Ontology annotation, molecular function: ATP binding; protein serine/threonine kinase activity. Bases 676 to 2775 code for a protein of 699 amino acids. Lineage: Eukaryota; Metazoa; Chordata; Actinopteri; Syngnathiformes; Syngnathidae. Gene Ontology annotation, biological process: intracellular signal transduction; chromosome segregation; peptidyl-serine phosphorylation. The transcript is spliced from 21 exons.
AUUUGCAGGAGCAGACGCUGCUAAAUACUUGACGCAAUCUCACGAGACAUUAUGAGAUUUGGGUGAUUAUUGUUUACAUUGCAAAAAAAAAAAAAAAACGCCAUGAGAACCGAACCGAAUCGAUACGGAUUCACCUAAAGCCAACUUUUCCCGAGGGCAAGACUGGAUUUGAUACGAGGAAUAUAAACGUAGCCCAACUUUGUUUUGAUCGCACUGGACCAGCAAAGCAUCCCCGACACGGCGAGGAAAAAGUAGGGGUUAAGUGACGCCAGUAUUAAAGACAUCAUUUAUACCUGGCGAAGAUAAGGGGGCAAAUAACUCGGGGCUCGCCAUUGUGUGGACGGGGAGUCGCCAUAUCGCAACAGUUAUGGUGCUCGGCGACGGGGAUGUGAAGGGGAUCCCCGUCUAAGGAGCGCUCAAAGGCGGGUCCGGGAUACCCUCAACUACCGAGGCCUCCCGAGCGGAGGGGUGGGGGGAAUCCUCCGUCGGAAUCUGGCUGUCUGUCGGCCGUACCCGGAGCUCAGCGCGCGACCCUCGCUCACCAGUGUCACGCGAGGCCCGAGGCUGUGAAUGCGGCCUACCCCGUAGGGGCUGACUUGCACCGGGGAAACAACGGGAACGCCACCCGGGGAUUAACAACAGGUCCGGGAAAGCGAGAAAACGCUCGAGUGCACCAUGAUGGAAGAACUGCACAGCCUGGACCCCCGGCGGCAGGAGCUGCUGGAGGCUCGCUUCACCGGGGUCGGCGUGGCGAAGGGCUCGGGCCAGAGUCAGAAUGAAUCGUCCAACCAGAGUCUGUGCAGCGUGGGCUCGCUCAGCGACAAAGAAAUUGAGACUCCAGAGAAAAAGGCAAAUGACCAGAGGAUCCGGAAACGGAAAGCGGACCACUUUGAUGGCAACCAAGUUAAAGCAGGAACAAGGGGACAUAAAAUUAGCGAUUAUUUUGAGUUUGCGGGAGGCAGCGGUCCCGGUACCAGCCCAGCUCGGGGGGUCCCGCCAGUGGUCCGCUCUUCCCCGCAGCACUCCCUUUCUAAUCCACCAGUCACAGUACAGCAGGGAAGCCCGUCAUCAGUGGGCUCAGCCAACACGGAACACUCAUCAUGCGCUCUGAAACCCGCCGCCCUUUACCUGCUCCACAAAGCCACACAGUCUGACCUUACUAUAGAGAGGCUAAUCGCGAUGGAGAACAACAAAAACUCUGACUUGGAGAAGAAGGAGGGACGCAUCGACGACUUGCUGCGGGCUAACUGUGACCUGCGGAGACAAAUCGACGAGCAGCAGAGGAUGCUGGAGCGAUAUAAGGAGCGCUUGAAUAAGUGCGUUACCAUGUCCAAGAAGCUGCUGAUUGAAAAAUCCAAGCAGGAGAAGAUGGCGUGCCGCGACAAAAGCAUGCAGGACCGGCUACGGCUGGGCCACUUCACCACGGUCCGACACGGAGCGUCUUUCACCGAGCAGUGGACGGACGGCUACGCCUUCCAAAAUCUAAUCAAACAACAGGAGCGCAUCAACUCGCAGCGAGAAGACAUCGAGAGACAACGAAAGCUGCUGGCCAAGCGCAAGCCGCCCUCCAUGGCGCAGACGCCGCCGCCGAACCUGGAACAGAACAAACGCAAAAGCAAAGCCAACGGCACAGAGAGCGAAGCGUUAUCGCAGGCGGAGUACCACGAGCAAGAGGAAAUCUUCAAGUUAAGAUUGGGCCACCUCAAGAAAGAGGAGGCCGAGAUCCAGGCGGAGCUGGAGAGGUUGGAAAGAGUCCGCAACCUGCACAUUCGCGAAUUGAAAAGAAUCCACAACGAGGAUAACUCCCAAUUCAAAGAUCACCCGACAUUAAAUGACCGAUACCUGCUUCUCCAUUUACUCGGACGUGGAGGUUUCAGUGAAGUUUACAAGGCCUUUGAUUUAACGGAGCAAAGGUACGUGGCCGUCAAAAUCCACCAGCUCAAUAAAAACUGGAGGGAUGAGAAAAAGGAAAACUACCACAAACACGCGUGCAGGGAAUACAGAAUCCACAAAGAGCUGGACCACCCGCGAAUAGUUAAACUCUACGACUACUUCUCGCUCGACACAGACUCGUUUUGCACAGUCCUGGAGUACUGCGAGGGCAACGACCUGGACUUCUACUUGAAACAGCACAAGCUGAUGUCUGAAAAGGAGGGUCGCUCCAUCAUCAUGCAGAUUGUCAAUGCUCUCAAGUACCUCAACGAGAUCCGGCCACCCAUCAUCCACUACGACCUCAAACCUGGUAACAUCCUGCUCGUCAACGGCACAGCGUGCGGGGAGAUCAAGAUCACAGACUUUGGCUUGUCCAAGAUUAUGGACGACGACAGCUACAACUCGGUGGACGGCAUGGAGCUCACGUCGCAGGGAGCCGGCACGUACUGGUACCUGCCGCCCGAGUGCUUUGUCGUCGGAAAAGAGCCGCCCAAAAUCUCCAACAAGGUGGACGUGUGGUCCGUGGGAGUCAUUUUCUACCAGUGCUUGUACGGCCGCAAGCCUUUCGGGCACAACCAGUCUCAACAGGACAUCCUGCAAGAAAACACUAUCCUGAAGGCCACCGAUGUGCAGUUCCCGCCCAAACCGGUCGUUACUCCGGAAGCCAAGGCGUUCAUCCGGCGCUGUUUAGUGUACCGGAAGGAGGACCGUAUCGACGUACACCAGCUUUCCAACGACCCCUUCCUCAUGCCGCACAUCCGCAAGUCGGUGGCCUCCUCGGGCAACUCGGCCAUGGCGGUGGCCUCUACGUCCAGCUCCUCUAACAGCAGCGCCUCCAACUGAGAUGCCGCCUGACCACAAUAUACUUCUCCUAGCAUCCGUCAUGAGGAGAAGACAUGUCCAGUGCUGGUCGUAGGUGUGAAGGUGGGCUUUUCAGCGUUUGGGGGUUUUCUGCUUUCAAAAAAAAAAAAAAAGAAAAACAAAGUGUAGAAAUGCUUCAGCUAGGCAUUAAGGACAAGACUGUUGUGUCUCUCCGUUGCUCGUAAACACAUGCUUGAGCCCCCUCUGGUGGACGUUUUUCGCGCACCAAAUCUGCUCCACGGUCCCAGAAUUUGUGUGUGCGGUGUGCGCCUCCUCGCCGCCCUCUCCCCGUUAGCCCCGUGACCAAAGUUUUUCACCAGAUGGUGGCGCCAUUCGUCCGAAGCGGAUGCAGUGCGGAACGCUACGCUCCCUUACCGACCCACCCUCAUCUUCUUCACUGACACUUUUCGGGAAGAGCAAAACCAUUUUUAUGGAGAAAAAUGUGUUUUUUUUCUCAAGUUGCCUUUAAUUAGAACUUUAUUGUUUUUGUUGAGCCCGCCCGCCCGCCCGCCCGCCCGCCUUCUACCCCCUCUGACUUCCUACCGCAAACACACAUAUUUAUUUAGGUAUGUUUGAAUUCAAGUGUUGGCCAUUUUAAAAUGCAAGGGACUGAUUGACCUAGUACUUUUUGGGGAAGGAGAGUUCGGGCCUUAGCAGAAAGUUGCAUAAACCAUUAAAAACUAUUGUUUCAAACGUGUGCUGUCACUGUCUGACUGAACAAAAAAAAAAAAAAAAAAAAAAAAAAGAACUUUUCGGGGCUGACAAUUGACUUUUAAAAUGGGGAGAUGUCACCUUAAACAUUGAGAACCAUGUUAAAUGUUAGAGUUGUUCCGAUCAUGUUUGUUUGCUCCCGAUCCGAUCCCAAUCGUUUUAGUUUGAGUAUCUGCCGAUCCCGAUAUUUCCCGAUCCAAUUGUUUUUUUUUUUUUUUUUAUCCCGAUUCAUUUCCAAUCAUUCACUAUAAUUUUUCCCGAUCAUAUACAUUUUGGCAAUGCAUUAAGAAAAAAAUGAAUAAAACUCGGACGAAUAUAUACAUUCAACAUGCGUUGGGAAAUAACAGGGUGCUAAGAAAAAGAUCAACUACUACCUUGCUUCCCCACAUUGCUUCCCACGAUAUUUCUAAUUGUUGAGAGAGGGAUUGUAAGGCUUUAGCCAAUUAAAAAAAGGCUCCAAAGACUGCCAAAAGUCACUCUACUCAUUUAACGCUGCCUUUUAGCUCUAUAUAUAGGUAAAACGGCGCCAUUAUAGAUUGAACGCUACAAUGCGUGAGUAGGUCGUGCAGCGCAUGCGGUAAUUGCGUUAAAUAUUUUAACGUGAUUAAUUUUUUUUUUUUAAAUUACCGCUAUUAACACGAUAAAUUUGAUAGCCCUACUUUAAGCCAAAACUAAAGACUCUGGAUGACUGUAAGACAUUUUGUCUGUAACGAUAUAAUUAAAAAAUAUAUUUUAAAAAAGGCAUGUCCGAUAUUUUUGUUGCCGAUUCCGAUACUUUGAAUUGGCAUCCCGAUCGAUCAGGACAUCUUUAUUAAAUAUACUUUAAACAAAAGAUGUACGUACAGUGGUAUGAAAAAGUAUCUGAACCUUUUGGAAUUUCUCACAUUUGCAUAAAAUCACCAUCAAAUGUGAUCGAAUCUGUCAAAAUCACACAGAUUUAAAACCAGUGUCUGCUUUAACUAUAAAUACCCAAACAUUUAUAGGUUUUCAAUUCAUAUUGUAAUGAGGAUAGCAUGCAAACAAUGACAGAAGGGUAGAAAAUACGUAUGUCAACCCUCUGCUUAAGUAGACUUAAAGAGCAAUUGAAAACAAUUUUAACAAACAAUUUAAGUCAGGUGUGUGCCCAAUCAGUGAUGCUUCAAGUUUUGUUUGUAAUUGAAAAUUUUAGCAAACACUUGGUUAAGAAAGAAGAAUUUUAUAAAUGUUUACAAGGGCUGUCAUAUUUAUCGCGUUAACAGGGCGGUAAUUAAUUUUUUAAAUUAAUCACACUAAAAUAUUUAAUGCAAUUAACGCAUGCGCGGCACGAUCCACUCCCUCAUUGUCGCUUUCAACCGAUAUUGCCGCCGUAAUUCGUUUAUACAGAGCGUCAAACGAGUGGAGUACAUACUAACAGCCUUUUGGAACUGUGCUUUUAUUUAGUUAAAGACUUAACAUCCUUCCCACAUCAAUUGAAACAUUGUGGGAAGUGUGGUGGGGAAGAAUGACAAUAGUUGUUCAAUUUCCUAGUAUCUUAUGUUGUUCCCAACGCAGAGAAGAUAUAACAAAUGGUGCCACCACGCACAGUCAUGGUUGCACUUCCCAUCAUACAUUUGGGCAGAACAGUUAAAUGGCUACAGUAUCAUUUACUGAAAGCUCAACAAAUACACUAGAUGGCAAUAUCUAGUCACAAUAUACAAAGUAGCAUUUAUCCUUUAAGAAUUACAAGUCUUUCUAUCCGUGGAUCCCUCUCACAGAAAGAAUGUUAAUAAUAUAAAUGCCAUCUUGUGGAUUUAUUGUCAUGAUAAACAAAUACAGUACUUAUGUACUGUAUGUUGAAUGUAUAUAUUCGUCUUUCCAUUCCAACAAUAAUUUACAGAAAAAUAUGGCAUAUUUUAGAGAUGGUUUGAAUUGCGAUUAAUUACGAUGAAUUAAUUUUUAAGCUGUGAUUAACUCGAUUAAAAUUUUGAAUCGUUUGACAGCCCUAAUGUUUACAAUACGUUUUUGUGCUGGCGUAAAAAAAAAGUGAAAAUUAAUGAUAAAUCUUCUUAAAAACAUUUAGUUUCUGACUGUUCACAACUUUUUGUUCACGCGCCGCCAAUUUGAAAAGCAAAAGGUCGACCCGUCUGGGAAACUUGGGUAUCGUCAUAAAAUCACAGUUCUCCAGCAGAAAAUACAACUUGUUCACAUGCAAUUUUCCACAAAAAAAAUUACACACAGUUACUCAUUAAGUAUUCCUUUCACUGGACACUUUUUUUACUUGAGUACAUUUUUGGGAUGACUACUUUUACUUCAGUAUUAUUAUUUUGAAAAAUGGAUUGGAAGUCAAUGGCAGUGAAACGUGAUCAUGUCCAAUUAUACAAAAGAGAUUUAAUGUUACUGCAAAAUAGAAGCGCAAUAAUCUUACCCAAAAUGAGCCUUAACCCCUUCUUGCCAAAUUGAAACACUUAGAAUUUCAUGAUUUUGAAAUAUUUCCUCAAAAAAAAAAAUGGAUGCAAGUCAACCCAUGCAUCUUCAGGUUCCAUGAGAAAGAAAAAAUGGGAUUUAGCAAGAGAUAUAGAUAUUACACAUAUAUAUAUAAUUACACAUAGCCUAUUCAUUUUUUUCUUUUUUACAAAUGUGAAAAAAAGGUUUCAUUAAGACCUAUUUUUCAAAUUUUGUGAUUCUCUUCAUAUUGCAGGCAUUAAAGAAUUUUUAAUAUACCUAAAAUUCAAGGGCGUAGGUUUGCAUAGGGACGGUAGGGACAUAACACUAGCAACUUUUCAGGAUGCUCCAAUUGUCCCCACCAACUUUUAAGCAACCAUAUUUGAAUUAUAUAAUUUAAUUGGCUGAUGACUUGAACAAACAAACACGCAUACUCACGCAACCCCGACAGAAAUACAUGUCAACAUGCCACCUCCUCCACCCCCUUUAAAGACGAGGGAUAUUAGAAUUUUUUUUCGGCCAGCCACAGCAGCAGCUGUAAGUAGACGUCAAUUUUGUGGAGGUGGGGAACACGCCACUAAUUUUGCUACUGAAAGUCUGACCUGCAUCACAGUUAGCAUAACAUUAAACCAGGGGUGUCCAAACUUUUUGCAAAGAGGGCCAAAUUUGGUGUGGUAAAAAUGUGGGGGGCCGACCUUGGCUGACGUCCUUUAUGUAGAACAAUAUAUUUAAGCAAAUUUUAGCAAGCCAUUCUGUGUGUCACAUAUGCUUUAUUAUUUUUUUAAAUGAAUACAUUUCAACAAUCUCAGUUCCACGGAAUCUCAAUUCCACGGAAUCGUUUGGCAGUAUAUCUAGCCUUUGUGGCGUUCUCUUUCGACUCUCGGGCUCUUGUGAAAUACUGCUGCUGUGAAAUUAAACUAGCUUCAACUUGCUUCAAUUUCUCGCUAAUCGCUACGCAUCUUCCUUGUAAUCUUGUGGUACAUGUCAGCGUGUCUUGUUCGGGAACAUCGCCUCACAUUUGACUCUUUAAAAACAGCGACUGUAGACAGUUGUUGCGUAUUUUAGUGAAGAAAUAGUCCAAUUUCCACCUAUCCUUGAAGCGCCAGCCGUCGCAGUCGACUUUCUUUUUUUGUUGAUUGUCGCCAUUUUAGAAAAUUGGGAGUAAAGGGUAACACGGGGGAAUGUUGCUUAGAGUGCUGCUGCCUUUUCGUGGGUAAAUGAGGAGCAGCAUUUAGUGUGUAAGAUACUUCAUAUUCUGGUAGCAGUACUGCUGACCAAUUUAUUAAGUCUGUGUGCGGGCCAGACGUUAUUGAUUUUAUGACAGAGGCUGGGGGCCGCAUUUGGCCCCCGGGCCGGACUUUGGACAUGUCUGCAUUAAACUGUGUGAACUUGCUAACCUGCAAAACUCGAGUUGAAAGCAGCUUAGAGAUGUUUCCUCCUGUACUGUGUGUGUUUUCUACCAUUACCGUUAAUUCAACUGCAUUUAUUCAUUAAUUAAAAUAUUUAUUUGUUUUCUCCAUCAUUCAUUUAAAAAUUUAUUUGCAGUUUAUGCAAACAUUUCUU